Molecule: messenger RNA, 5548 nt
Organism: Myotis myotis
Lineage: Eukaryota; Metazoa; Chordata; Mammalia; Chiroptera; Vespertilionidae
Gene: MAP3K5
Product: mitogen-activated protein kinase kinase kinase 5
Exons: 30
Coding region: 317-4453 (1378 amino acids)
Biological process (GO): MAPK cascade; intrinsic apoptotic signaling pathway in response to oxidative stress; protein phosphorylation
Molecular function (GO): MAP kinase kinase kinase activity; ATP binding
Source: RefSeq, a predicted model, not a curated record
UGCACCGCCGCGCAGGUUUGCGAGCCGACUUGUCCGCCCGCCAAGAAAAGGAAGCGCCGUCCCACCCCUUGUACUCUACACCCUGCGGCGGGCGAGCGGCGCGGCCACGGAGGCGCCGAGGAGGGGCGAGGCGCCGCCGGGCAGCGGCGUCCCUUCGGGGGAAAGGGCGUCCGAGAGGAGGCGUCGGCGCGGCGCGGAAGGCACGACUCGCGAUGGCAGCUGCUUAGCCCGGCGCGCGCGGAGCAGCCCCGAGCUGUGGCUGCCCAGACGGAGCGGCUGCGCGGGGGACGCCGCCGCUGCAGCCCGGCCGGGAAAGAUGAGCGCGGAGACGGGCGAGGGCAUCACUUUCUCCGUGCCACCCUUAGCCCACUCGGGCCUCUGUGCCCUCGCCGAGGACGGCAGCUGCUGGAGGGGAGGAGCGGCGGCGGUGGCCGAGGGCGAGGAGAACCAGCUGCCCCCGCCGCCAGCGGGCAGCUUCUGGAACGUGGAGAGUGCCGCCGCCCCGGUCACUGGGUGUCCCGCCGCCGCCUCCGGGAGCAGCGCCGUCCGUUGCCGGGGCAACUCUGGUGGGGGCGGCGGCCGACGGACCACGGUGGCUUAUGUGAUCAACGAAGAGAGCCAGGGGCAGCAGGUGGUGUCCGAGACCGAGGCCCUGCAGAGCCUGCGGGAGGCGUGCGAGACGGUGGGCGCCACUCUGGAGACCCUUCAUUUUGGAAAACUGGACUUUGGGGAGACCACGGUGCUGGACCGUUUUUACAAUGCAGAUAUUGCUGUGGUGGAGAUGAGUGAUGCCUUCCGGCAGCCGUCCUUGUUCUACCACCUUGGAGUGAGAGAAAGUUUCAGCAUGGCCAACAACAUCAUCCUCUACUGUGAUGCCAACUCAAACUCUCUGCAGUCACUGAAGGAAAUCAUUUGCCAGAAGAAUACUAUGUGCACUGGGAAUUACACGUUCGUCCCGUACAUGGUGACUCCACACAACAAGGUCUACUGCUGUGACUGUAGCUUCAUGAAGGGGUUGUCAGAACUCAUGCAGUCCAACUUCGAGCUGCUUCUGGGACCCAUCUGCUUACCUCUUGUGGAUCGUUUCAUUCAACUUCUGAACGUGGCACAAGCUGGCUCCAGCCAGUAUUUCCGGGAAUCUAUACUCAAUGAUAUCAGGAAAGCUCGUAAUUUAUACACUGGCAAAGAACUGGCAGCUGAAUUGGCAAGAAUUCGGCAGCGAUUAGAUAAUAUUGAAGUCUUGACAGCAGAUAUUGUCAUAAAUCUGUUACUUUCCUACAGAGAUAUACAGGAAUAUGAUUCUAUUGUGAAGCUGGUAGAGACUUUAGAAAAGCUGCCAACCUUUGAUUUGGCCUCCCAUCAUCAUGUGAAGUUUCAUUAUGCAUUUGCACUGAAUAGGAGAAAUCUCCCUGGAGAUAGAGCAAAAGCUCUUGAUAUUAUGAUUCCCCUGGUGCAAAGUGAAGGGCAAGUUGCUUCAGAUAUGUAUUGCCUAGUUGGUCGAAUCUACAAAGACAUAUUUUUGGACUCUAAUUUCAUGGACACUGAAAGUAGAGACAAUGGAGCUUUUUGGUUCAAAAAGGCAUUUGAAAGUGAGCCUACACUACAGUCAGGAAUUAAUUAUGCAGUUCUUCUUCUGGCAGCUGGGCAACAGUUUGAAUCUUCCUUUGAGCUCCGGAAAGUUGGGGUGAAGCUUAGUAGCCUUCUUGGUAAAAAGGGAAACUUGGAAAAACUCCAGAGCUACUGGGAAGUUGGAUUUUUUCUGGGGGCCAGUGUUCUGGCCAAUGACCACUUGAGAGUCAUUCAAGCAUCUGAAAAGCUUUUUAAACUGAAGACACCGGCAUGGUACCUCAAGUCUAUUGUAGAGACAAUUUUGAUAUAUAAACAUUUUGUGAAAUUGACUACAGAACAGCCUGUGGCUAUACAGGAACUCGUGGACUUCUGGAUGGACUUCCUGGUCGAGGCCACAAAGACAGAUGUUACUGUAGUUAGGUUUCCAGUAUUAAUAUUAGAACCAACCAAAAUCUAUCAACCUUCGUAUUUGUCUAUCAACAAUGAAGUUGAGGAAAAGACAAUAUCUAUUUGGCACGUGCUUCCUGAUGACGAGAAUGGUAUACAUGAGUGGAACUUUAGUGCUUCUUCCAUCAGGGGAGUGAGUAUUUCUAAGUUUGAAGAACGAUGCUGUUUUCUUUAUGUGCUUCACAAUUCUGAUGAUUUCCAAAUCUAUUUCUGUACUGAACUUCAUUGUAAAAAGUUUUUUGAAAUGGUGAACAACAUUACCGAAGAGAAGGGGAGAGGUGUGGAGGAAGGAGACUGUGAAGGUGACUCCCUGGAGUAUGACUAUGAAUAUGACGAAAAUGGUGACAGAGUCGUUUUAGGAAAAGGCACUUACGGGAUAGUCUAUGCAGGUCGAGACCUGAGCAACCAAGUCAGAAUCGCUAUUAAGGAAAUCCCAGAGAGAGAUAGCAGAUACUCCCAGCCCCUCCAUGAAGAAAUAGCAUUGCAUAAGCAUCUGAAGCACAAGAAUAUUGUCCAGUAUCUGGGUUCUUUCAGUGAGAAUGGUUUCAUUAAAAUCUUCAUGGAGCAAGUUCCAGGAGGAAGUCUUUCGGCUCUCCUUCGUUCAAAAUGGGGCCCAUUGAAAGACAAUGAGCAGACAAUUGGAUUUUAUACAAAGCAAAUACUCGAAGGAUUAAAAUACCUCCAUGACAAUCAGAUAGUUCACCGGGACAUAAAGGGUGACAAUGUGUUGAUUAAUACCUAUAGUGGUGUUCUCAAGAUCUCUGACUUCGGCACAUCAAAGAGGCUUGCUGGCAUAAACCCAAGCACUGAAACUUUUACUGGCACCCUUCAGUACAUGGCACCAGAAAUAAUAGACAAAGGACCCAGAGGCUAUGGGAAAGCAGCAGACAUUUGGUCUUUGGGUUGCACCAUCAUCGAAAUGGCCACAGGGAAACCGCCCUUUCAUGAACUGGGAGAACCACAAGCAGCAAUGUUCAAGGUGGGAAUGUUUAAAGUCCACCCGGAGAUCCCGGAGUCCAUGUCAGCGGAGGCCAAGGCAUUCAUAUUGAAGUGUUUUGAACCAGACCCUGACAAGAGAGCCUGUGCUAACGACUUGCUUAUUGAUGAGUUCUUAAAAGUUUCAAGCAAAAAGAAAAAGACACAGCCUAAGCUUUCAGCUCUUUCACCUGGAUCAAAUGCAGAAUACCUUAGGAGCAUAUCCUUGCCAGUCCCCGUCCUGGUGGAGGACACAAGCAGCAGCAGUGAGUACGGCUCAGUUUCUCCCGACACGGAGCUCAAGGUGGACCCCUUCUCUUUCAAAACAAGAGCCAAAUCCUGCGGAGAAAAGGAUGUGAAAGGAAUGCGGACCCUCUUUUUGGGCAUUCCAGAUGAGAAUUUUGAAGAUCACAGUGCUCCCCCUUCUCCCGACGAAAAGGACUCCGGGUUCUUUAUGCUGCGGAAGGACAGCGAGAGGCGGGCCACCCUUUACCGGAUCCUGAAGGAAGACCAAGACAAAGUUGUGAGAAACUUAAUGGAAUCUUUGGCUCAGGGGCCUGAAGAACCUAAACUAAAGUGGGAGCACAUCACAACCCUCAUCACAAGCCUCAGAGAAUUUGUGAGAUCCACCGACCGAAAAAUCAUAGCCACCACCCUGUCAAAGCUGAAGUUAGAGCUGGACUUCGACAGCCACGGCAUCAGUCAGGUCCAGGUGGUGCUCUUCAGCUUUCAAGAUGCUGUGAAUAAAGUUCUUCGGAAUCAUAACAUCAAGCCACACUGGAUGUUUGCCCUGGACAGUAUCAUCCGGAAGGCAGUGCAGACAGCCAUUACCAUUCUGGUUCCAGAACUGAGGCCACAUUUUAGCCUUGCGUCUGAGAGUGAUACAGCAGAUCAAGAAGACUUGGAUGCAGAAGAUGACCAUGAGGAACAGCCUCCAAAUCGAAUUGUCCGAAGACCUCAUGCCAUCCUUGAAGAUGCUGUGGCUACCUCAGGGGUGAGCACGCUCAGUUCUACUGUAUCCCACAAUUCCCAGAAUGCUCACCGAUCACUGAAUGUACAGCUUGGAAGAAUGAAAAUAGAAACUAAUAGAUUACUGGAAUCAUUGGUUCAGAAAGAGAAAGAAUUACAAGCACUCCUUCAUUACGCUAUUGAAGAAAAGGACCAAGAAAUCAAACACCUGAAGCUUAAGUCCCAACCAAUAGAUAUUCCUAGAUCACCUGUACAUCGCUCAACCGCUGGCAGAACUACUGAAGAUUCUAAACUUACUGACUGGCUGAGAGAAAAUGGAGCUGAUGACGACACUAUAAGUCAGUUUUUGGCUGAGGAUUAUUCACUAGUGGAUGUUCUCUACUAUGUUACACGUGAUGACUUAAAAUGCCUGAGACUAAGGGGAGGGAUGCUCUGCACACUGUGGAAGGCCAUCACUGACUUUCGGGACAAGCAGAGAGACAAACAGACUUGACUGUCACUCCUUUGUUUCCAACCUCCCUGGAGAUUCUAACAACACAGAACUGAUCUUCGAAAGAGGGAGAAUCCCAGGGAGAGGAGAAAGAAGCUGCACUUUAAACCCAGUAUUUGUUUACUCGUGUUGAAAAAAAAAAAAAUAGACAGAGUACACUGAAAUUUCCCAAAUGCUUCUAUUUCUAUAAUUCAUAAGGACUUUUUGUAAGGACUCUCACUAGGAUGUUUAGGAUUAUUUUACUCUAAACAUUUUAAUGGAAAUAUUUUGAACUCAGCAGCUACUGACUAGACUUCAGCCAAAUGUUUAUUUCACACAAAACGGAUGUAACAUUUCAUGUGAUUGUGCAUCACUGGAACAAAACCAAAAUGUGACCACAACUUUUUAGGUUUAUGUGUGUUUGUAAUAUGCUCUAAUAAUCUGAGUAGAAAUGCAUAAUUUCAAUUGUUGCAUAAAGUUUAUGGUUUUUUUUUAAUAUGCAGAAUCUGAGCAAUGGUUUAUACUUAUCUGUGUUAAUUGUAAUAUUGAUAUAUUUUGUAACUUAAGUUUCUGGCCUAUAGUACUUUGGUUUGAGUCAUUUUUGUUACUACUGAACUGUACCAGUUGCACAUGCCUGAAUCAUAGUAAAGUUAGCUUGUUCUAAAGCUAUCCAUUGUCUCAUAUUUACUUUAAAAAGUAAAAAAGGCUAUCAAUAUACUGUUUUGAUAAAUUCUAAAUAGUUCUCAUUUUGUUUAGCCAAACUGUGUUAAAUUUCUAGUUGUUUCUUCAGCUAUAACAUUAAAUAGAAUCUGUCUUCUACUCAAGUAAUUGAAGAAAACUGAUCUCCAAGUUCUUCCUCAUGGCAACAGAGUGGUUCAGAAAGACGUAAAAGAAAAAAGAAAAUAAAAGAAAGUCACUGUAUUUUUCUCAAAGCCCUGAGUUACCUUGAAUGACUAUUGUGUAUCUCAAGGGGCCUACAAACAGCAUCUCAGUGGAGAGCACUGCCUUUUCUAUCUCUUUAAUUUCUCAUAUUGAGGAAAAUAUUUUAUUGUAAGCUGAAUAUUAUAUUUUAUAAGCCUGCCUGUAUUAAAAGGAUGAAGUCUGAAGUUCUUCGAUGGA